Molecule: messenger RNA, 993 nt
Organism: Moesziomyces antarcticus
Lineage: Eukaryota; Fungi; Basidiomycota; Ustilaginomycetes; Ustilaginales; Ustilaginaceae
Exons: 1
Coding region: 1-993 (330 amino acids)
Biological process (GO): iron-sulfur cluster assembly
Cellular component (GO): cytoplasm; mitochondrion
Molecular function (GO): 2 iron, 2 sulfur cluster binding
Source: RefSeq, a predicted model, not a curated record
AUGUCGAUAGCACCCGCCUCGACAGCGCUCGCCGCAGCGUCCAGAGCCGCACGCCUCUCUUUCCUGUAUCCCGGCGCCUCCUCAUGCACCGUCUCAACACUCAGUCGCACCUACGCGACCCGCAGCAGAAGGAGCGCAACGGCUGAACAUCUCACACAACCAUCCUCAUCUCGACAUGCCAUGUACUCCGCCGCCACCGCCACCGGCCGGAGGCGUCUUUCCACGUCCGCCAGCCCUUCGACGUCCACAUUCACCUCCCGCGCACACACAGCAUCUACAUUCCCUCCUUCCGUUUCGUCGUCCCGACUAAGCGCAUCCCGCGCUUUCGGCUCCUCGCCAGCAUCCUUUAAGCCUUUGUUGGAUCCCGUCCGUCCCUCAAGUAACGACACGGCCGCCGUGGACCCGGCGUGCGCUACUUUGUCUCCCUCCUCGCCUGCCUCGCCAAAGUCGCAAAAGGAUCCUCGCGCGCCUACGCCAUCGCCCGCCACACCCGCUCCUACCGCCGCAGAUCCAGCUCCCACCACCAAUCUCACACCCUCCAAAGCCGCCGAGCUAGCCAGCGACCCCAGCGUCGCCGCCACCAUGCCGCAAGCAACCGCAGCCGCCACGACUCCUCCCAAAAAGGCGUCCUCAGAUCGCGGCACCAAAUUCCGCUCGCGCACCGCCGCUCUCAAGCUCACUCCCACCGCCGUGCUUCGAUUGCGCGCGCUCAUGGACUCCGACUCGGGCCCCAAGAUGAUCCGUGUCGGCGUCCGCAACAAGGGCUGCGCCGGCAUGUCUUACCACCUCGAGUACAUCAAGCCGCAGGAGGCAGGUCGCUUCGACGAGCGCGUCAAGCAGGACGGCGUAGAAGUCCUCAUCGACAGCAAGGCGCUCUUCAGCAUCAUCGGCAGCGAGAUGGACUGGCAGGAGGACCGCCUCAGCGCAAAGUUUGUCUUCAACAACCCAAACGUAAAAGAGGCCUGCGGCUGUGGCGAGUCCUUCCUCACAUAG